AUGAAUAGACAUUCUAGUUCCUUCUAUAAAUAUCUGUGUGAGGGAGGUGUGGGGGAGAGAGUCAGUGACAGUGUUGACGAGAGGUGGGCCGUGGCUGUGUUUAUAAAAAGCCUUCAGCCGAGGAGCAGACAGAACUUUCAGUGGAAGUUUGAGAGAGACCAACCAAAGGCAUCUACAGCCGGCCAGCCAGCCCCACAGCCAACAAGCCAGCCAGCCCCACAUCCAGCCCCACAGCCAGCCCCACAGCUCUACUACUACUACAGUACUACUCCUCUUCCUCCAGCAACCAUGACAGAGAGACGUAUCCCCUUCAGCCUGCUCCACACCCCCAGCUGGGACCCCUUCCGUGACUGGUACCAGGGCAGCCAGCUCUUUGACCAGGCCUUCGGCAUGCCCGCCCUCCCUGAGGAGUUCCCCACCUUCCCCAGCGCCCACUGGCCCGGCUACAUGCGCCCAUCCGCCCUUGGCCCCGACAUGUCCACUGCUGGAUUCAUACCCUCCAUGAUCUCCCAGAGUCCUGUGAUGUCCCCCCUGCAUAGUGCCAUGAUGCAGGCUGCCAUGAUGCCCCAGAGCCCUGUGAUGUCCCCCCUGCAUAGUGCCAUGAUGCAGGCUGCCGUGAUGCCCCAGGGCCCUGUGAUCGCACAGGCCCCCAUGAUGGCUCAGGCUGGGGCAGCAUCGUACGCCCGUGCCCUCUCCCGCCAGCUCAGCUCUGGCAUGUCUGAGAUCAAGCAGACCCAGGAAGCCUGGAAGGUCACUCUGGACGUCAACCACUUCUCCCCUGAAGAGCUGGUGAUCAAGACCAAGGAUGGCGUGGUGGAGAUCACUGGUGAGUAGCUCUUAUCUGGAGAUCUCGCUCUGUGUCUGUCUCUGGCUUUGGCUAUGUCUGUCUCUGGCUUUGGCUGUGUCUGUCUCUGGCUUUGGCUGUGUCUGUCUCUGGCUUUGGCUAUGUCUGUCUCUGUCUCUGUGUGUCUCUCUGCCUCUCUAUCUCUGUCUCUGUCUGUCUAAAACUCUCUGUCUCCGUAUUUCUCGCUCUGAUUUCCAAUGCUUUUUCAAUGGGAGUUGUACGUUGACAGUCAGCGUAGAUCCAUACAAUUUCCAUCCAUUUUCACGCACAAAAGGUUCAGAUGAGUUGAACUUUUGAUGGGCCGACGGACACGUGACCAUCCGUUUAGCCAAUUAGAAUUAGAAGGCGUUAUACGUUACACACUCCACACGCGCACGGACAAUGGACCAAAAUUCAUCUGUUCUCCACGGAUCAGUCUGGCCUCGCACUUAGCAAAAAAAAUAAACGAGAUUAAUUUGUUCCAAUGAUAAUACCCACCAGAGGGCGAAAUAGUCUUGAAAAUGUUUGGCAGCAAAGGAAAUCAAAUGCCCGUCCAACUGGUUCGUUCUGGCGCCGGCCAUGAAAUCAGGACUAAGGAGCGGUAAUUCGGUGGCCACUGGCCAGAGAUGGUUGCAAUUGAGAUCAGCUGUGCCGGUGAUUUUAGCGCUUAUUGAUGAUUUAACGAGAGAUGACCUUGUGUAGUACGCUGGCCAUUGCUCGCUGCAAUAGUCCCCAAAAUAAAGGAAACACCAACAUAAAGUGUCUUAAUAGGGUCUUGGGCCACCACAAGCCAGAACCGCUUCAAUGCACCUUGGCAUUGAUUCUACAAGUGUCUGGAACUCUAUUGGAGGGAUGUGACGUCAUUCUUCCACGAGAAAUUCCAUCAUUUGGUGUUUUGUUGAUGGUGGCGGAAAAUGCUGUGUCAGGCGCCGCUCCAGAAUCUCCCAUAAGUGUUCAAUUAGGUUGAGAUCUGGUGACUGAGACACACACUAGGCUCCUCCUAGGCUCCUUUGAGACCCCUCUUUCAAUUUCACUGAGAUCUCUUCUUCUAGCCAUGGUAGCCACAAUAAUGGGCAACUGGACAUUUUUAUACAUGACCCUAAUCAUGAUGGGGUGUUAAUUGCUUAAUUAACUCAGGAACCACACCUGUGUGGAAACACCUCCUUUCAAUAUACUUUGUAUCCCUCAUUUACUCAAGUGUUUCCUUUAUUUUGGCAGUUACCUGUAUAUGACCUGCAUUUAAUGAAUGAGGCACAUGAGACGUCUCACUUACUAAAUACUACUAAGUACACAUAGUGUUUCACUUGGCUUAGUAAGUGAGGUGUUGCUGUGCCAUGGAGGACAGUAAUGUGUUGCCAUGGAGGACAGUGAAAUGUUGCCAUGGAGGACAGUGAGGUGUUGCCAUGGAGGACAGUAAGGUGUUGCCAUGGAGGACAGUAAGGUGUUGCUGUGCCAUGGAGGACAGUGAGAUGUUGCCAUGGAGGACAGUGAGAUGUUGCCAUGGAGGACAGUGAGGUGUUGCCAUGGAGGACAGUAAGGUGUUGCCAUGGAGGACAGUAAGAUGUUGCCAUGGAGGACAGUAAGGUGUUGCUGUGCCAUGAAGGUCAGUGAGGUGUUGCUGUGCCAUGGAGGACAGUGAGAUGUUGCCAUGGAGGACAGUAAGGUGUUGCCAUGGAGGACAGUGAGAUGUUGCCAUGGAGGACAGUAAGGUGUUGCUGUGCCAUGGAGGACAGUGAGGUGUUGCCAUGGAGGACAGUAAGGUGUUGCUGUGUCAUGGAGGACAGUGAGGUGUUGCCAUGGAGGACAGUAAGGUGUGUAGAUCUCCCGAGUGGCGCAGUGGUCUAAGGCACUGCAUCGCAGUGCUAGCUGUGCCACUAGAGAUCCUGGUUCGAAUCCAGGCUCUGUCGUAGCCGGCCGCGACCGGGAGACCCAUGGGGCGGCGCACAAUUGGCCCAGCGUCGUCCAGGCUAGGGGAGGCAAUGGCCGGCAGGGAUGUAGCUCAGUUGGUAGAGCAUGGCGUUUGCAACGCCAGGGUUGUGGGUUUGAUUCCCACGGGGCCAGUUUUAAAAAAAAUAAUGUAUGCACUCACUAACUGUAAGUCGCUCUGGAUAAGAGCGUCUGCUAAAUGAUGUAAAUGUGUUGCUGUGUCUUGGAGGACAGUGAGCGUAACAUUAGUUUCAGCCACAGGAGGUUGAUAGCACCUUAAUUGGGGAGGGUGACCUUGGAAUGGUAUCAAACACAGGGUGUUAGGGUUAGGUAAGGGGACAAAAACUGUUACCCACAAGGAGUGCACUGGCACAUAGACAAUUACCCCACUCAUUUUAUGAACCUCAAGAUAAAACCAAGGUACCAUUUUAAUACAUUGUAACAAUAUAAUAAAUAUAAUAUGCCAUUUAGCAGACGCUUUUAUCCAAAGCGACUUACAGUCAUGCGUGCAUACAUUUUUUUUGUGUAUGGGUGGUCCCGGGGAUCGAACCCACUACCUUGGCGUUACAAGCGCCGUGCUCUACCAGUUGAGCUACAGAGGACCACGAAUCUCCCAUAAGUGGUGAAGUGGUACCAGAAAGCUAAAAACUUCCAACCAGAAUAAAGGGUAGUUCCCUGAAAUGUUUGUUAAUGGUCACUAGAUGGCCUGAAUUUCUAUCAACAGCGUACCAUAAAACAGUUGGCGCCAAGUGCCUUUCUCAAUGGAACACCCAAAAUAUAUAUUUAUUUUCCCCUUCCCCUGGGGGAUUCGAACCAACAACUUAAAACUAACUUUCUUCAUGCUCCAACCACUGGGCUAUCAUGGCCAGGUGCAUGGCAUUUGACAUGUAUGAAAUGUUUGUAAACUAGACAAGAUUGUCUUUUAGUUGGGAGGAGAUGACACCAACAACACCAAUCCUCAAAACAUUUAGAUCCUCAAAAUCAUAACAAAUAUAAAUGGAUAAAUUAAUUAAUGAAUAUAUGUUUGUUUUUUUUACCUCAAAAGGUUAUAAGUGCUGAUGUUGGCAAAUAUAAAUAAACAAGUGUUAAUUAUUCAAACAAGUCCAUUAAGAGGAGGGGUUAAGAAAUCAAAAUAGCCUGCUUUUAAGUUUUAAAAAGAGGAAGAACCAUAUUCCGUUAUCAUGCAAAUAAAAGAAAUACAAUGAAAUCCCAUCAAAAUAAGAAUGAAUACUAAAUAAAUACAUCAUCAAUUAAAUAAGAAAAUAGAAAUUGUAAGAAAUAUUUUUAAUAGGGGAUCUAUUAAAAUUGGGUAGGAGGUUAUUUGGUACAGUCAGUGUCACCUUCGCACACAAACAACAUGUUAUCAAAAAUAUUUUUCUGGUUGGAGUAAGAUCCACAAAGGGACUGGUCAAGAUCCACAAAGGGACUGGUCAAGAUCCACAAAGGGACUGGUCAAGAUCCACAAAGGGACUGGUCAAGAUCCACAAAGGGACUGGUCAAGAUCCACAAAGGGACUCUGGUCAAGCCACAAAGGGUAACUGGUCAAGAUCCAAAGGACUGGUCAGAUCCACAAAGGGACUGGUCAAGAUCCACAAAGGACUCUGGUCAAGAUCCACAAAGGACUGGUCAAGAUCCACAAGGGACUCUGGUCAAGAUCCACAAAGGGACUGGUCAAGAUCCCAAAGGGACUGGUCAAGAUCCACAAAGGGACUCUGGUCAAGAUCCAACAAAGGGACUGGUCAAGAUCCACAAAGGGACUGGUCAAGAUCCACAAAGGGACCUGGUCAAGAUCCACAAAGGGACUGGUCAAGAUCCACAAGGGACCUGGUCAAGAUCCACAAAGGGACUCUGGUCAAGAUCCACAAAGGGACUGGUCAAGAUCCACAAAGGGACUGGUCAAGAUCCACAAAGGGACUGGUCAAGAUCCACAAAGGGACUGGUCAAGAUCCACAAAGGGACUGGUCAAGAUCCACAAAGGGACUGGUCAAGAUCCACAAAGGGACUGGUCAAGAUCCACAAAGGGACUCUGGUCAAGAUCCACAAAGGGACUGGUCAAGAUCCACAAAGGGACUGGUCAAGAUCCACAAAGGGACUGGUCAAGAUCCACAAAGGGACUCUGGUCAAGAUCCACAAAGGGACUGGUCAAGAUCCACAAAGGGACUGGUCAAGAUCCACAAAGGGACUGGUCAAGAUCCACAAAGGGACUGGUCAAGAUCCACAAAGGGACUGGUCAAGAUCCACAAAGGGACUCUGGUCAAGAUCCACAAAGGGACUGGUCAAGAUCCACAAAGGGACUGGUCAAGAUCCACAAAGGGACUCUGGUCAAGAUCCACAAAGGGACUCUGGUCAAGAUCCACAAAGGGACUGGUCAAGAUCCACAAAGGACUGGUCAAGAUCCACAAAGGGACUGGUCAAGAUCCACAAAGGGGACUGGUCAAGAUCCCCCAAAGGGACUGGUCAAGAUCCACAAAGGGACUUGGUCAAGAUCCACAAAGGGACUGGUCAAGAUCCACAAAGGGACUGGUCAAGAUCCACAAAGGGGACUCUGGUCAAGAUCCACAAAGGGACUGGUCAAGAUCCACAAAGGACUGGUCAGAUCCACAAAGGGACUCUGGUCAAGAUCCACAAGGGACUCUGGUCAAGAUCCACAAAGGAUGGUCAAGACCCCACAAAGGGACUGGUCAAGAUCCACAAAGGGACUGGUCAAGAUCACAAAGGGACUGGUCAAGAUCCACAAAGGGACUGGUCAAGAUCCACAAAGGGACUCUGGUCAAGAUCCACAAAGGGAGGGUCAAGAUCCAAAAAAGGGACUCUGGUAAGAUCCACAAAGGGACUGGUCAAGAUCCACAAAGGGAUGGUCAAGAUCCACAAAGGGAUUGGUCAAGAUCCACAAAGGGACUCUGGUCAAGAUCCACAAAGGGACUGGUCAAGAUCCACAAAGGGACUCUGGUCAAGAUCCACAAAGGGACUCUGGUCAAGAUCCACAAAGGGACUGGUCAAUCUCGUUGAGACCGGUGGGGGCAAGUGUGCCCAAUUUGUUAAUCCACCUUUUCUCUGCUGCCAGUCUUUGGGUCUUGGACCCCCCCCCCCCCCCCCCCCCCCCCCCGACUCCAGGCCAGAGAUAGAUAUGUUCUCUUUUCCAUGUGUACGAAAGGUUACAUGUGAUUCUGUCAUUUUAUCCAUUCUCUCUAUGCGAUACAUGUGUUGUUUUAAACGUUUCAGUAAUUGAUUUUGGGGUUCUCCUACAUACAGUUUGUUACAUACUUUACAUUCCAUCACAUAAAGAAGAUUGGAUGACUCCAGCUGGAAGUUUUGCCACACCGGAGCCCCCAUUCCCAUAUAUUUAUUUUCCAGGUAUUUGAUACAUCUAAAAUGAGGGUUAACCUGCACUUCCACACUACCCAGGGAAGCAUUCACCAAAAUGUCUUUACGGUUCUUGUUUCUCCUAAAUGCUGAAAUUAAUUUACAUUUUAGUAGACGCUCUUAUCCAGAGCGACUUACAUGAGCAAUUAGGGUUAAGUGCCUUGCUCAAGGGCACAUCGACAGAUUUUUCACCUAGUCAGCUCAGGGAUUAGAACCAGCAACCUUUUAGGUUACUGGCACAACGCUCUUAACCACUAAGCUACCUGCGGUUUCAACGGUUUAAAUCGGUUCUGUGUCUCCUCAAAAUGUUUCUUAACAAUAGAGUUAAGCUUCAUUGAGGGUUUCGAAAAAAAUGGAAUAAUGUCAAGCUCAUUGGACUGGCUAGGAGGUUCCCCACGCUCAAGGUCCCUCUUCACCUCUGCUUUGACUGUGCCUAGAAAUCUCUUGGUGUUGCCCCUAUGUCUGAGUGCUUUAAAGAGUAUCCGUGUAGCUGCCUCGACGUCUUCAUUUAUUGUACGUGUUCUGUUAAAUCUUAUAAGCUGAGACUUAAUAAGACCCCUAUAACUGUGUUUAGGAUGAUAACUAGUCGUAUGUAACAAUGCAUGUGUGUCGGUCCGUUUGAAAUAUACUCUAGUCCCCAAGAGUUUUCUAUCAUCAUGGCCUGGCAUCAUAAAAACUUCGGUAUCAAGAAAUUCAAUCUUUUGAGGUUGUACGUUGUACAAAAACUGUAAUCGAGGGGUGAUGUCCAUUCAAAAUAUCUAUAAAGUGUACAAACUCCCCCACCGAGUGGCACCAAACCCCAAAGAUAUCAUCCAAGUACCGCGUGUAAAUGGAUGGACGUUUUUUUGCACACGAGGUGGUGAAGACCGUCUGCUCCCAAUCGGCCAUGUAAAUGUUGGCACUCGCACGAGCAAACUUCUUCCCCGUUGCAGUACCUGAGAUUUGCAAGUAGUGUUUUGUAAUCAAAUUCAAAGUCAUUCCGCGUUAGUCCCAGUUCUAAGAAAGAAAGGAUAGCCUCAUCUGGUCUAUUUGUAUCCAUGUAUUUUAGGAAAAUGUCCCUCACUUCCCUAAGUCCUAAUUGAGUGUCAAUAGUGUAUUAGUGUAUAGUGAGUCUACAUCAAUCGAGAAUAACAUUACUCCAGAAGGUAACUCCCAUUUCUCUAAGCUUAUUAACAAAUGCAUAGGUACCCUUUACAUGACUGGGGUGCUUCUGAGAUAAGGGAUUGAGAAAGGAAUCAAUAUACUCUGCCACAUUACAUGAUUCACUCCCGCGAUCAGAAACAAUGGGACGGCCAGGGGGUAAUCUGGAAGGGAACCGUCUAUGAACCUGGGUUUUUAUGGAUUUUGAACAGUAGGUAGAACUUUCGCGCUCUAGGCGUGUCAGGGCCAUGCAGAUAACACAUUUGUUUGGACUAAAUAUAUUUAUCUUUAUAUAGAUCUUUUAUGAUUUCUCUAAUCUUCCUCUGAGUUUCAAGCUGUGAGGAACGUGGUAGUGAUCUAUAGUGCUGAACAUUGUUCAAUCGUCUGUUCGCCUCUAUUAAGUAUUGUGUUUGAUCCAAAAUUACUAUUUUUGAACCCUCAUCUGCUGGUUUUAUCACUACGUAAUGAUUUUCCUUCAAUUCUUUAACGCUAUCCGUAAUUCUUCAGUCAGAUUGUCCUUAUCCACUUUUCGAUAUGAGAUACUAGAAAAGGCUUCUAUAUCUUGCCCAAGGAGCCUUUGUAUUGGCUGUGAAAUAGAGGCCAACUCGGGUUCCCAUUUUGAUAUUUCAAUAAAUGGUAUCGAUGUUGAAUCUGCAGUAUAAUCAUAAUAAUCCAAAAAUGUUCAUACGUCUCUGAUACGAGUGCAGGUCCCUUCUCAGAACCCCCCUGUCCGUCGUAAAACGUGUAGGAAUAAAAGUAAGUCCCCUCUCAAGCAAAUCCCUCUCUGAUUCUCGUAAUGUAAAUGUUAGAGACAAAUUAAGAAUAUUAGACUGGGUGGGGGGCGGGUUCUCCCGUUUUCCAAACCUCUAGUUUAACUGUUUAAGCCAUGACUCUGGCAGCUGAUCUGCAGUCUCUGCAGUCCAAUGGACCGGAUCACGAGAUUCCACCCUAAAAUUACACUCAUGCACCCCAGUCAGCGCCCUACGAUAUCGCUUGGUGAUUUCAUUUGUCUGUCUGAUAUGUGCCUGCUGUCUCUCUGCCAAUUGAUCUGAAAAUUGUAUCAGUGACCAGAAGACCUCGGCAUGGGGGAAGAUCUUCCUAGCCAGACCCAAAAGCUGCUGGAGCUGUUUUUUGGUGGUUGACUCAACAUGAUUAAAACUAAGACAGUUGUUAUACCCCAACGCAAAUAGAACCUCUUGAGUCGUUUCCUGGGGCUCCAGUUUUUAUUUUUACUCCCACAAUGUGACGGAUUUCUGCACUAGGAAAACUAUCCACUUGUACUAAUGCGUUAUUAUAUUUACAGAUUUUCGACAGAUUCGAUGCUCCUAUUAUCACAAUCGGUUUAUUUAUCUCUGUUGACCAAUGCCUUCUUUUAUUAGUUGAACUGGCGUGUCGUGUAGGUCUCCGGAAGCGAGCAGUACUGAAAGUUUCAGUAUCAGUAGUGAAAGAAGUGGUGGAAAUCCUGCUGUUGGAGAGAUCUUAGGACUCAGAAUGGGUGUUUCCUGUCAGCAUUUGCUUUAUAUCAGAAUGACCCUUCAUCAUUUCGUUCUCAGUGAGGGCCACCACUGGAAGUUGGUGUGUAUGUGGUGUGUGUGAUGCAUAGGAGAGAGUGUUUGGCUGCUCCCCUCCAGGUGCCAACACGCCAUCUAUACAGGGGGAAGGGGAGAGAGAAAUGUCGUCAGACAUAAUUACCACAACAUUACUAGUAACUGUCCCACUUAUUCCUAUGCCUGAAGUCACUGGAGUCGAGGGGGGUGGGGCGUCAUCCAAGGUUCCCAGCUCAAAAUUGAAAUAAAAAAUCAUAACAUCAGUCUGUAAACUGCCAGGUUCGUUGUUAGAGUGCUGAAGGUUCUGAAGUGAGCUGUCUCCACCUGCGUGGUUAAGGUUAGAUUCUAGGCCAGAGUCAAUACUAAGGCCGGAACCAACUGGGGGGUACUGGAGUGAGCCAUGUUGCCCUGACUGGUUUAGAUUAAUAUCAAAAUUAGAGCUAACCAAGGGUUGCUGUCGUAAGCUUUGUUCUCUUAUGUGGUUGAGGUUAGGGUUAUUGCCCAACUAAGGGUCAUUGGCAGAGUCAAGCUUAAGACCAGAGCAAACUGAUUGGUGCUGGAGUAGGCCAUGUUCCCAUGAUUGGUUAAGGUUAGGGUUAAGGUUAGACUCAGAUCUAACCAAGGGUUGAUCGAGUAAGCCUUGUUGCCCUAAGUGGUUAUGAUUAGGGUCAAGGUUAGGGUCACAACUAAUAAAGGGUUGAUGGGAUGAGCUAUCUUCCCCCUCAAGAUAAAGGUUAGGAUCUGGGCUAAGAUGAGCCUCAGCGACACCACUAUCUGACCCCUGACCCCAGUCCAGGUUGCGAUGAGUUCACCCUGUGUCCUUCAGCCUGUACUGUGCUUCUUACUGACGCCCGAAGACGUACGGCAGCAUAACUGAUUUCAGGAAUGACUUCAGUAAAACCCCUUGUGAUUGGGUUUCUCCUGGGAGGAGUAGGUGUACUGAGGUUUCCUGGGAAAGGCUGUGUUCUUAUUGGGGACUGGAUCUCAGUGGCUACACCUAGUCUGUUCCCCUCAGGAGUGGGGUCUCCAACCAUGGUGCGUAGCGAUACGAUGGUGGAGGGGGUGAGCUUUCUCCCAUACCUCGACCUUUCCCCAACCAAUUUCUUUCUCUAGGGCCUGUAAAUCAACAGAGGUCAAUUGGUCCACAAUAGCAGCGAUGACAGAGUCAUAAUGCUCCCCUAAAAUGUCCAUAUUUGUUUACAUCCAUUUUUCAGUGUUCUGUUUGACCUUUUCUGCGGUCUCCAAUCUAGGUGAAGAUGGUUUGAUAAAAGUUGUAAGUUUAGACACCUGACUGCUCAUGACAACUGGGAACGACUUGGAAGCUAUAGCCUUAUGCACGAUCUCUGAAUGAUGGACAGCCUGUAGAAGUUUAAAAUAUAUUUUUUUGUUCGUUUCUGCCCUUUUGAAUCAGCUGGUGUCCUAUUCCGCUGUGGUUUGUUUAUUGGUAUCCUGUUGUUGCUAUGUUGUCUAUUUAAAAACUCACCCCGGUAUGGGAGGUCUGCCAACACCCUGAAGCGGUUCUUCCAUGAAAUGUAGUAUCCUCAAAAGAUAAGAUAGGAUAUAUUGUCCUUCUAGAGUAUCUACUCAGAGGAUAGGGAAAAGAAGGGUGGUAGGAUAUUGACGUUAACACAACUACAUUCUAUAUCUAAGAAAUUCAAAUGUCAAAAUGAAUUUAGAAAGACAAUUAAAACCAACACAAAAACACAAAAGGUCUAGAUAAACACAAAGACAAAAAGCCUGAAGGGUUUUUCAGGGUUCCUCUCAGUCCAACAGAUUGCAAGAUAGUGUUUUUCCCCCCCCCCCUUUUCCCCCAAAGAAAUUGGGUACAGGAAUACCACUUUAAACUUGAUAAUGUUGAAUUCCAACAACCUUGAAAGAAAUGUUGUUUCUUCCUUAUAAAGUCUUUGGUUUGUUGAAACCAUUUGUGUGCACACACAAAAAAACACUUUAGAAGGGCGAGGUUGGGAGUGCUCACCAACUAAAAAACACUUUAGAAGGGCGAGGUUGGGAGUGCUCACCAACUAAAAAACUUCAAAAAGUAAUCUGGUUGUUGUUGGACUACCUCUUGCAAAAAAGUUCCUUUGUCAGGAGGACUGUAUUUCCAGAGAGACUAUGAUUAAAAAGAAGGAUUCUGAGUCCCCAGGUUAAAAAAACAUUUAAAUUUAAAAGUAGCCCAAGAAGGGUAAGGAAGUUCCUAGUUUAGGCUUCUUCAGAGGAAAAACUACAUUCAAGGACCUUGUUUAAGAAUGUCGGAGAACAGAUAAUGAUAUAAGAAAAUCCAUGAGAGAACCCAGACCCCCACUCUGUCUCUGCCCCCCCUUCUAGUACCAUCUCCACUCAUACACAGAGAGAGAGAGGACAUUUAUCUGUGACUCUGACUCGCCGUGUCUCUGAACUGCUAGUCCACUCCCAGAACUUAUUCAUGUUCUUUUCUCUGAGAUGGUCCUUAGUAGCAGACAGUUAUGAUCAACAAAGCACUGAAUCAACACUGCAAUCUUUUUAUAGAGGCUCUUGUGAAUCUCAUGUUUCGAGCAAAGCUGAAAAACUGGGCGAUGACGAUGCUUUAUUGAGUCUAAUAAAAAAACAUUGGAUUCAUCAUAAGGGGGUAAAUAUGAUGCUUUAUUGAGUCUAAUUGAUAAUGAGUGUUAUUAUAAACUGAUGAUCUGUUUAAGAAACAAAAGUAACCCGUGUUUAUUUUUUUGAGAACAGAGUGCACUUCAUUUUACACAUAGCAGACUCCCUUAUCCAAAGCAAACUACAGUAGUGAGUACAUACAUUGGUCCCUCAUGGGAAUCGAACCCACAACCCCGGCGUUGAAAGCGCCAUGCUCUACCAACUGAGCUGCAUGGGACCACUUUACCCACUUGACUACAAAGAGAAUACUCAGCCCCAAUAAAACCCCCGCUCCUGCAACAGCCCAGUGUUGAUACAUGCCUGGUUAAAGGCCCUGGGUAAAGGCCCUGGGUAAAGGCCCUGGGUAAAGGCAUUGGGUAAAGGCAUUGGUUAAAGGCAUUGGUUAAAGGCAUUGGUUAAAGGCAUUGGUUAAAGGCAUUGGUUAAAGGCUCUGGUUAAAGCCCCUGGGUAAAGGCAUUGGUUAAAGGCAUUGGUUAAAGGCAUUGGUUAAAGGCUCUGGUUAAAGCCCCUGGGUAAAGGCAUUGGUUAAAGGCAUUGGUUAAAGGCAUUGGUUAAAGGCCCUGGUUAAAGGCCCUGGUUAAAGGUAUUGGUUAAAGGACCUGGUUAAAGGCAUUGGUUAAAGGCAUUGGUUAAAGGCCCUGGUUAAAGGCAUUGGUUAAAGGCCCAGGUUAAAGGCCUUGGUUAAAGGUCUUGGUUAAAGGUCCUGGUUAAAGGUCUUGGUUAAAGGCCCUGGUUAAAGGUCUUGGUUAAAGGCCUUGGUUAAAGGUCUUGGUUAAAGGCCCAGGUUAAAGGCCCUCGUUAAAGGUCUUGGUUAAAGGCCUUGGUUAAAGGCCUUGGUUAAAGGCCUUGGUUAAAGGUCUUGGUUAAAGGCCCUGGUUAAAGGUAUUGGUUAAAGGCCUUGGUUAAAGGUAUUGGUUAAAGGUCUUGGUUAAAGGCCCUGGUUAAAGGUCUUGGUUAAAGGCCCUGGUUAAAGGCCCUGGUUAAAGGCCCUUUCACACUAUCUCCCCAGUGUUGAUGAAUGCCUGGUUAAAGGCCCUUUCACUCACUCUGUCCAAUGUUGCUGUCCUGCAGGAAAUGGGGACAGGUCUCUGUGGCAAACUCCUAUUAGCAGCUCAGCUGUCGUCAUAACAAACAGACAUGUUGUCAGAUAGCAGGGUAGUAUUUCAGGCCUGGCAUGUAGGGACCUGAUGAAAGAGAUUGAGUUAGCACUUACCUGUAACAUGUAACAUGCUAGUGAACGUGUCAAAGGGGACAUGGAUGUACAGUACCGACACCAGGCAAGGGGGGGCGGGGGGGGGGGCAUGACAUCUAUUCUCAGCCCCUGGUAAAACAGAACAGACGGCUCUCCUAAAGAGUGAACCACUAGCUCCCUCAACAGUGUUGAAAUAUCAAGGGAGUGUUCAGACAGAGAGGCAACAGCUUGUGCUCUUACUCAAAUAAACAUUGAUAAGAUGGGCAUGGUACAUAAAGUGACUGCAGUCCCCAGUGUGUGAGACAGUGCCAAGACUGAUCCGUGUGUGUGUGUGUGUGUGUGCGUGUGUGUGCGUGUGUGUGCGUGUGUGUGCGUGUGUGUGCGUGUGUGUGUGUGUGUGUGUGUGUGUGCGUGCGUGCGUGUGUGUGUGCGUGGGCGUAUGUGUGUGCGUGCAUGCGUGUGUGGGCGUGUGUGUGUUCUGUGUCCACAGGCAAGCAUGAGGAGAGGAAGGACGAUCAUGGAUUCGUGUCCAGAUGCUUCACCAGGAAAUACACGUAAGUAACACAACAUCAUUGUCAAUGUUUAUAACAACAAUACAACUGCAUUCUUGUCAAAUAACCUGGAAGACCGCACAACAAAUAAAUAAACCACUGUUGCAUAACACGUUGUAACAAUUUGUCACCAUGCCGAAAUAGGAAUCAUUUUAAAAUAAUUGGAGUAGAGCCUCUGUCAGUGACUGGACAAAAUAAUGUCUCUCCCAUUUGUUUCAGAGAUUAAGUUGACUCGGGACUCCUUUCAAUGUUGAUUUCGUCAACAACUAAAAUCCAUUUUCACUGGAAGGUUUUAAAGCUAUUUCAAAGCUGGUAGAGCACGGCGCUUGUAGAGCACAAAGCUGGUAGAGCACGGCGCUUGUAACGCCAAGGUAGUGGGUUCGAUCCCCGGGACCACCCAUACACAAAAAGAAAAAAGUAUGCACGCAUGACUGUAAGUCGCUUUGGAUAAAAGCGUCUGCUAAAUGGCAUAUUAUUAUUAUAUUAUAUUAUAUUAUAUUUAUAUUAUAUUCCUAAACCUUCUGGCACUUUUGUCAGUUGUAUAGAAAUGGUUUGGUUAGGCUACUUCAUGGCAGCUUCAUGGAGGCUUUCCUUCAUAUGAUGCAUAUUAUGCAUUCUGCAGGCUUAGUCCAGACUCCAGUGGUUCUGUUGUGGUGGGUCUGGUCCUGUGAGCCUCUUUUGGUUGAUUGGUCAAGCCUGUAGAGGGUUGAUUGGUCAAGCCUGUAAAGGGUUGAUUGGUCAAGCCUGUAGAGGGUUGAUUGGUCAAGCCUGUAAAGGGUUGAUUGGUCAAGCCUGUAAAGGGUUGAUUGGUCAAGCCUGUAGACGGUUGAUUGGUCAAGCCUGUAGACGGUUGAUUGGUCAAGCCUGUAGAGGGUUGAUUGGUCAAGCCUGUAAAGGGUUGAUUGGUCAAGCCUGUAGACGGUUGAUUGGUCAAGCCUGUAGACGGUUGAUUGGUCAAGCCUGUAGACGGUUGAUUGGUCAAGCCUGUAGAGGGUUGAGUGUAGCGGAAGGCUUAGCGAAGGCAGUGACUGACGGUGUUUGUAUAGUACUGCCCUCUUCCCUGUAAGCUGAGCUCCACAAGACUCUGUCGCCAUCCAGGGGCCACUACACAUACCAUGAAUCUGGAUUCAACACUACACAUACCAUGAAUCUGGAGUCAACACUACACAUACCAUGAAUCUGGAGUCAACACUACACAUGCCAUGAAUCUGGAGUCAACACUACACAUACCAUGAAUCUGGAUUCAACACUACACAUACCAUGAAUCUGGAGUCAACACUACAUAUACCAUGACUCUGGAGUCAACACUACACAUACCAUGAAUCUGGAGUCAACACUACACAUACCAUGAAUCUGGAGUCAACACUACACAUACCAUGAAUCUGGAGUCAACACUACACAUGCCAUGAAUCUGGAGUCAACACUACACAUACCAUGAAUCUGGAUUCAACACUACACAUACCAUGAAUCUGGAUUCAACACUACACAUACCAUGAAUCUGGAUUCAACACUACAUAUACCAUGAAUCUGGAUUCAACACUACACAUACCAUGAAUCUGGAGUCAACACUACACAUACCAUGAAUCUGGAUUCAACACUACACAUACCAUGAAUCUGGAGUCAACACUACACAUGCCAUGAAUCUGGAGUCAACACUACACAUACCAUGAAUCUGGAUUCAACACUACACAUACCAUGAAUCUGGAUUCAACACUACACAUACCAUGAAUCUGGAUUCAACACUACAUAUACCAUGAAUCUGGAUUCAACACUACACAUACCAUGAAUCUGGAGUCAACACUACACAUACCAUGAAUCUGGAGUCAACACUACACAUACCAUGAAUCUGGAUUCAACACUACACAUACCAUGAAUCUGGAGUCAACACUACACAUACCAUGAAUCUGGAGUCAACACUACACAUGCCAUGAAUCUGGAGUCAACACUACACAUACCAUGAAUCUGGAGUCAACACUACACAUACCAUGAAUCUGGAGUCAACACUACACAUACCAUGAAUCUGGAGUCAACACUACACAUACCAUGAAUCUGGAUUCAACACUACACAUACCAUGAAUCUGGAGUCAACACUACAUAUACCAUGAAUCUGGAGUCAACACUACACAUACCAUGAAUCUGGAGUCAACACUACACAUACCAUGAAUCUGGAGUCAACACUACACAUGCCAUGAAUCUGGAGUCAACACUACACAUACCAUGAAUCUGGAGUCAACACUACACAUACCAUGAAUCUGGAUUCAACACUACACAUACCAUGAAUCUGGAGUCAACACUACACAUGCCAUGAAUCUGGAGUCAACACUACACAUACCAUGAAUCUGGAUUCAACACUACACAUACCAUGAAUCUGGAGUCAACACUACAUAUACCAUGAAUCUGGAGUCAACACUACAUAUACCAUGAAUCUGGAGUCAACACUACACAUACCAUGAAUCUGGAUUCAACACUACACAUACCAUGAAUCUGGAUUCAACACUACACAUGCCAUGAAUCUGGAGUCAACACUACACAUACCAUGAAUCUGGAGUCAACACUACACAUACCAUGAAUCUGGAGUCAACACUACACAUACCAUGAAUCUGGAGUCAACACUACACAUACCAUGAAUCUGGAUUCAACACUACACAUACCAUGAAUCUGGAUUCAACACUACACAUACCAUGAAUCUGGAUUCAACACUACACAUACCAUGAAUCUGGAUUCAACACUACACAUACCAUGAAUCUGGAUUCAACACUACACAUACCAUGAAUCUGGAUUCAACACUGCACAUGCCAUGAAUCUGGAGUCAACACUGCACAUGCCAUGAAUCUGGAUUCAACACUACACAUACCAUGAAUCUGGAUUCAACACUACACAUACCAUGAAUCUGGAUUCAACACUACACAUACCAUGAAUCUGGAUUCAACACUACACAUACCAUGAAUCUGGAGUCAACACUGCCCCACUGGAAGGCUGGAAAGCUUAUAAUAAAAUAAGAUUCAAUCAAAUUACAUUAAAGAAAAUGAAGAUGUCUCAGUUAAGUAUUUUAUAGACAGCAUCCAAAUACUAGCCUUCCUUCCUUCCUUGGGUCCUCUUACUCCUCCUGGAGCGUGAGACAUUGACAACAGAUUCCCAAUGUAUCUGGUGCUGUACAGUAUCCUGACUGUGCUGUUUCCCUUAUAAUAAUAUAAUAACAUGCCAUUUAGCAGACGCUUUUAUCCAAAGCGACUUACAGCCACGCGUGCAUACAAUUUUUUUUUGUGUAUGGGUGGUCCCGGGGAUCGAACCCACUACCUUAGCGUUACAAGCGCCGUGCUCUACCAGCUGAGCUACAGAGGACCUUAGUGCUCCCCUGGAGUUUAGACGCCAGGAAAUCUGAAUAAAGUAUCAGAUUACAUUAAAGAUGAAGAUAUAUAUCGAGAGAUAAAAGCACUGUCUGCCUCCAGUAAAGUAUUUCAUCCAUGUGCUGCGGUGUCUCCUCUCCCUCCUGCUCCAGCCUGCCCCCUAUGGCCGACGCUGAGAAGGUGACGUCCACCCUGUCCCCUGAGGGAGUUCUGACCGUGGAGGCUCCUCUCAACAGGCAGGCCAUCAAGGCUGCAGAGAUCUCCAUCCCUGUCACCAAGACCAACGACAUGCCGAUGAUGAGGAAGGGAAGUGGCAACGAACGUCACGGAGAGGAGUGA
Coregonus sp. 'balchen' is the source of this 16862-nucleotide messenger RNA. The record is from the annotation of a GenBank genome assembly. NCBI's taxonomy places the organism in Eukaryota, Metazoa, Chordata, Actinopteri, Salmoniformes, Salmonidae.